GAUAAUUGAAUUUCUUCGAUUUUUCAUCAUUUUUUUUGGCUUUGUUCUAGUUUUUUUUCAAAACAUUUUUCACUUUCCAAUAAGCAUUUGCCACAUUCAUCAUGACAAUCGAUUCGGAAAUCAAUCCAUCAUCGUCAUCAUCAUCGAUUGUCAAUCAAAUUCUGGAAUUGGUCAUAUUCGAUUUCGAUCAAACAAUCAUUGAUUGUAAUACAGAUACUUUUAUCAAUCAACUUGCACCGAAUGGUCGUAUUCCAGUGGAAUUUUGGUCCAAAAAUAUAGUAUGGACUGAUUAUAUGCAAAAAGUAUUCAAUUUUCUACAUGAAAAUGGUAUUCGUCAUGAUGAUUAUUGUCAAUGUUUUAGUCAUAUGAAAUUUGUACCCGGUAUGAUUGAAUUGAUUCGAAAUCUACAUAAUGGAUUGCCUUCAAAUGGUAAAAAAUUCGAAAUGAUUAUCAUAUCAGAUGCAAAUUCAUUUGCAAUCAAUGAAAUCUUGGCACAAAAUAAUCUUACCAAUUGUUUUCAGAAAGUAUUCACAAAUCCGGCCUGUUUCGAUGAAAAUGGUCGUCUUUGUAUUGAAUAUUAUCAUGAACAAAAUGAAUGUCAAUUAUCAGCAAAAAAUCUUUGUAAAGGACAUGUACUUGAAGAUUAUAUUCAACAACGAAUCAAUGAGAAUAAUAAUAAUAAUAAUAACCAUUAUUAUAAUCGUUUACAUUAUGUUGGUGAUGGAUCAAAUGACCUUUGUCCAUCAUUACGAUUAUCAUCGAAUGAUUUUGUCUAUCCACGUUCUGGAUAUAAAUUGGAUCAUUUGAUAAGAGAAAAACUGGAACAACAACAACAACAGCAACAGCAAUCUGAACAAUUGAAAGCUCGUUCUAUUCCAUUUAGCCAUGGUGAUGAUAUCUGGAACAAUAUUUUAAAUGCCAAUAGAAAUUAGAAAAUUUUGACAAUUUUUUUUUCUCUUUGAAAUUAUUUAUUUAUUUAUUUGUUAUUAUUAUUAAAUUUUGAAUUUAGUCAAAUUAAAAGAUGUGUAUAUUUGUAUGUAUUUU
Messenger RNA from Dermatophagoides farinae (American house dust mite), 1044 nucleotides. Its product is annotated as pyridoxal phosphate phosphatase PHOSPHO2. The record is from RefSeq and is a predicted model, not a curated record. Gene Ontology annotation, molecular function: phosphatase activity. Lineage: Eukaryota; Metazoa; Arthropoda; Arachnida; Sarcoptiformes; Pyroglyphidae.